Telopea speciosissima is the source of this 2573-nucleotide messenger RNA. Its product is annotated as ATP-dependent DNA helicase Q-like 3. Gene Ontology annotation, biological process: double-strand break repair via homologous recombination. Gene Ontology annotation, cellular component: cytoplasm; chromosome. Bases 48 to 2342 code for a protein of 764 amino acids. The record is from RefSeq and is a predicted model, not a curated record. Lineage: Eukaryota; Viridiplantae; Streptophyta; Magnoliopsida; Proteales; Proteaceae. The transcript has 19 exons. Gene Ontology annotation, molecular function: four-way junction helicase activity; ATP binding; nucleic acid binding.
CUGAUUUCGUUUCAGAUUGGUGAUUGUUUGGAGUUCGAGCAUUGGCGAUGAGGAAAUCAGCGUUGCCAUUGCAAAAUAUGUUUGGUACUGAGAAACAACAAUGUGAAAAGGAGAGUCUUGUGAAGAUUUUAAGAUGGCAUUUUGGCUAUUCUGCAUUCAGGGGGAACCAGCUGGAGGCCAUUGAAGCUGUUAUUUCAGGAAGAGAUUGUUUUUGUCUCAUGCCUACUGGAGGUGGAAAAUCAAUGUGCUACCAGAUUCCUGCAUUGGCAAAACCUGGAAUUGUGCUUGUUGUCUGUCCUUUAAUAGCAUUGAUGGAAAACCAAGUCUUGGCAUUAAAGGAGAAAGGGAUUGCUGCAGAAUAUCUGUCAUCUACUCAGAAUUUAGUUGUCAGAGAAAAGAUCCAUAAAGAUCUUGACUCUGGAAAGCCUUCUUUAAGGUUGCUCUAUGUGACUCCAGAAUUGAUUGCAACAACUGGCUUUAUGUCAAAGCUAAAGAAACUGCAUGCUAGAGGCUUGUUGAAUCUAUUAGCCAUAGAUGAGGCUCAUUGCAUUUCAUCAUGGGGCCAUGACUUCAGGCCCAGCUACCGAAAGCUUUCGUCUCUAAGGAACCACCUUCCAGAUGUGCCAAUAUUGGCUUUGACAGCAACAGCUGUUCUUAAAGUUCAGAAGGAUGUGAUGGAGACGUUGUGCUUGCAAGACCCUUUAGUCCUGAGGUCAUCAUUCAAUCGUCCUAAUAUAUUUUAUGAAGUUCGAUAUAAAGAUUUGCUCGAUGAUGUCUAUGUGGAUCUGUCUAAUCUACUCAAAUCUAGUGGAGAUGUAUGCUCAAUUGUGUACUGUCUUGAACGUACAACUUGUGAUUAUUUAUCUGCUCAUCUUUCAAAGAAUGGCUUUUCCUGUGCUGCUUAUCAUGCAGGCUUGAACAGUAAGCUGCGAAGUUCUGUUUUAGAUGACUGGGUUUCCUCCAAAAUUCAAGUUGUUGUGGCAACAGUUGCUUUUGGGAUGGGGAUAGAUAAAAAGGAUGUCCGGAUUGUUUGUCAUUUUAAUAUUCCAAAGUCAAUGGAAGCCUUUUAUCAAGAAUCUGGAAGAGCUGGGCGUGAUCAGCUUCCCUCGAGAAGUUUUCUGUACUAUGGAAUGGAUGACUGUAAACGAAUGGAAUUUAUUCUGAGCAAUGCUGAAAGCAGGAAGUCACAAUCUUUAGGUUCCCAAGAUGGCUUGCGAAAGAAAUCUCUAGCAGAUUUCAAGCUGAUGGUUGAAUAUUGUGAGGGGUCUGGUUGUCGUAGGAAAAAAAUUCUUGAGAGUUUUGGAGAAGUGGUGCCUGCAUCAUUAUGUGGAAAAUCAUGUGAUGCCUGUAAACAUCCAAAUCUAGUUGCAAAAUACGUGAAGGAAAUUACAUGUACUUCUAGUACUUUACGGAGGAAUGCAUUCACGAAUGUCAUUAUUAGCAGCUCCUCAAAUAUGGCCGAUGAUGAUGAGUACACUGAGUUCUGGAAUCGUGAUGAUGAAGCUAGUGGCUCUGAGGAAGAUAUCUCUGAUUAUGAUGAUACUGUGGAGGCUGUGAAAGGCGUAGCCCGAUCAAAAUCAGGACUAAAUCAGCGAAUUGAAUUCUUGCAGCAUGCUGAAGAGGAUUAUUAUCGGAAAAGAACUCCUAAAAAACAGAAUGGUAGCCUUGUUAACAAUAAGGUCAUAUCUGAAGCGCAGAGGGAAGCAAGCAAAGAAAGACUGUUAAAUGCCCUAAAACAAGCCCAACAUGGAAACUUGAAGAUCGAAUUGGAAGCAUCAGCCUCCUACCUUGAAAAUGAGUGCUUCAAGAAGUAUGGGAAAUUGGGAAAGACAUUCUAUAAUUCACAAGUGGCAAGUACGUUUAGGUGGGUGUCAACUUCAAGCUAUAAGGAGUUGAUGGAUCGGCUUGGCACCUUUCUCACACGGGAGAGUGAUACCUGUACAUUGGAUUCUCGCCGAACAGUGUCUUCUUUUUCUGUGGGAGACCCCAAUGAUCAAGGCCAAGUACCACAAGAAUCGAGUGAAGUUUUCUGUGGUGAUGUUGGAUCUGAAGCUUCUUUCAGCACCCUACGAAGGAGUACUUCUCUGGAAGCCCCAAAAGAGCAGGGUCAGGGACUGCAGAAAUUUAUUGGAGCCAGUGUUGAUGUUGGAUCCAAAGCUACUUUCAACACCUCACAAAUGGAUAGUUCUUUCCAAGAGUCAAAACUACCUCCCAUACCAUCAUUCUCAGAGUUUGUCAACAGAAAAGCAAAAGAGAGCCGAUCGAAUCUUUCAUCAUCAUUGAACAAGGAAUCACCCUCCAGGGCACAAAAGAAUGCAGGGAAAAGGAUGAGAAUGCAGUAGAAUGACACACUGGUGGUUUUAUCAGUUUUGUGUUCAUGUUGUUUGUUGAUAUUGUCCUUUUGUGGUAUGUUGCUUACCAUUUUUACAUAUUGUAUGCAAGAAUCAAGGUUGCUGAUCUGAAAUACAGUUCUGUGGGAGCCCAAAGGCAGUCUUCUGUUCUUUGUACAUAAAAGGAGGGGGAGGUUAGUGUUUUACUCUAUUCCUUUUGUUGGUAGUGCUAUUGCACUGAAU